Molecule: messenger RNA, 2647 nt
Organism: Gadus morhua (Atlantic cod)
Lineage: Eukaryota; Metazoa; Chordata; Actinopteri; Gadiformes; Gadidae
Gene: oprm1
Product: opioid receptor, mu 1
Biological process (GO): sensory perception of pain; G protein-coupled opioid receptor signaling pathway; neuropeptide signaling pathway
Cellular component (GO): plasma membrane; neuron projection
Molecular function (GO): beta-endorphin receptor activity; G-protein beta-subunit binding; morphine receptor activity
Source: RefSeq, a predicted model, not a curated record
GCACGAGGAGUGUCAAGUUUGUAUUGACGAACGUCUCUGCGUCUACACGCUCUCCUGGCACGUAGCGUAACGACCUACGUCUACUUAGCGCCACUCUUGGCAGUGGAACGAAACAAGCGGCAACAUUAUCUUGAUUAAAAUGUAUCCCUAUUGGAUUUCAAUAAGCUUUUCCCUCGCCAGGUCUACCUUCUAACAACGCAAUUAUGUGCCUGCGCAAACAAAAGAGAAAUCUGGGCUGUAGGCGUGUGAUGUCAUUACCGCUUCCCGGCUCAUCCCCGUUCGGUGGCUGGGACCUAAUACCUUUACAGGUGUAUUGUGUGUUGUAAUGUCACCCGUGUGUUCUAAUGUCUCCUUUACAGGUGUAUUGUGUGCUGUAGCUAAUGCGCGCGCAGCAUGGUGGGGCGAGCUAAUGGGACUAUGAGAAUACCAGGAGUCCUUCCAGUCUAAGAGAUAUAUCUCCUCCAAUGUCUGCUUGUAUUGAUUAUGGACAUGGGACGGAAGGUGAACACACAUGACAUUCGUUAACCAUUAAUAUCAGGUCUACAUUUACUUCACUGUCCAAAAGUGGAUUACAAAUGAGGUUGAAAAAACAACAACCCAUUCAAUAAAUAUUAGAGCCCUCAGCCGCGGUUCGUUAAGGGUGCGUCAGGUAAUGUCAAUCCGUGGAGAUGGACAAGGGGAAAGGGAUAGGGAAGGAAGGGAGGCAGGAAGGACGGAAGGAAGGAAGGAGGAGAGGAAGGAAAUAACUCUCCGGUGUCGCCUGUCUCCCGUCAGCUCGCGCUACUGUGCGGAAGGCUGGUCGCGAGCCUCCGUCUCCAGCAGCGUAGCGCACGCCGAGUGCUGCUCGACAGAGAGAGUGCGCGUGCACCAUCCGCCUGUCACUACGCUCAAGCGCACGAGACAUUUCUGUGCGCGUUUUUAGGCGACGACUACGGCACGCGGGAGUUUAAAGGAUUGCCGCGCGGUGAACGGCAGCUGUUUUGUUUGACUCCAUCUAUAUAUUUCCCUACGCGCGUUUGACCGUUCCGCGGUACACGGGCCAUGGAGAACACAGUCAGAAACAGUUCUGAUUUUGUUUACCUGAGUCGGUUCUCCGGUCCCGCCAUGCUGUUCAACAGCACGAUGUGUCGGAACCAGACGGACGGUAACAACACCUCGCGGUGUGAGCCGGACCACGCAGCGACCGGCAACUUCGACGGCGGCGACACAACUCCGGUGAUCAUCGCGAUUGUCAUCACCGCGCUCUACUCCAUCGUGUGUGUUGUCGGGCUGGUGGGCAACGUGUUGGUCAUGUAUGUCAUCAUUAGAUACACCAAGAUGAAGACGGCCACCAACAUCUACAUCUUUAACCUUGCGCUGGCGGACGCGCUGGCCACGAGCACGCUGCCCUUCCAGAGCGUAAACUACCUGAUGGGCACCUGGCCCUUUGGCGACGUGGUCUGCAAGAUGGUGCUGUCCAUCGACUACUACAACAUGUUCACCUCCAUCUUCACGCUCACCACCAUGAGCAUCGACCGCUACAUCGCCGUGUGCCACCCCGUCAAGGCGCUGGACUUCAGGACGCCGCAGAACGCCAAGAUCGUCAACAUCUGCAACUGGAUCCUCUCCUCGGCCAUCGGCCUGCCCGUCAUGUUCAUGGCCGCCACCAUCCUGCCCAAGCCCCAUUCCGACAUUGUCGACUGCACCCUGGUGUGCCCCCACCCCUCCUGGUACUGGGAGAACCUGCUGAAGAUCUGUGUCUUCAUCUUUGCCUUCAUCAUGCCCGUCCUCAUCAUCACUGUGUGCUACGGCCUGAUGAUUCUGCGGCUGAAGAGCGUGCGCAUGCUGUCUGGCUCCAAGGAGAAAGAUCGGAACCUGCGUCGGAUCACGCGCAUGGUCCUGGUGGUGGUGGCCGUCUUCAUCAUCUGCUGGACGCCCAUCCACAUCUUCGUCAUCAUCAAGGCCCUGGUGACAUUCCCCGACUCCCUGCUGCAGACGGUCACAUGGCACUUCUGCAUCGCUGGCUACACCAACAGUAGUCUGAACCCCGUGCUCUACGCCUUCCUGGACGAGAACUUCAAGAGGUGCUUCCGUGAGUUCUGUACCCCGAGCCCGUCCGUGCUGGAGCUCCAGAACUCCUCCCGCAUCGGCACGGCCCACCGCCACCUCCAGCAGGGGGACAACAACAGCGCCAACACGGGGGAGAGGACCAAUCCACAGGUAUGACUAGCCUUGGAGGGGUCGUCAGUGGAUUCACGCGGCUGUGGCGGCGUUGCCCAUGACGACCUCACCUCAGAGGUCACACAGGUCACCAUGGGGCUUUGACCGACCAACGGCAGAGACCGUUGGUCGGUCCAUGUGACCGCAGGGGCCGACAGCAGGGACCGGUAUGGCGCGUUGUCGUGAAAACCGGUGGCUAAACGGCUUCCAUUACCAGAGGGAACGUGACACCAGACGACAUGACAGACGACUUCAAGGGCCGCUACUGCAUGGCGACCCCCCCCCACACACCCCUUACUCCUUUUAUAGCUGUCCACGUAGCCGCAAUUACUCUCAAGUCUUAAUACGGUUCAAUCGACUCUUGAAAUAGCUUGAGCCAAGCUUUUUUUUUCUCUCUCUGUCUCUCUGUCUCUCUCUCUCUCUCUCUCUCUCUCUCUCUCUCUCUCUC